Dalotia coriaria is the source of this 1416-nucleotide messenger RNA. RefSeq names its product Ubiquitin-like activating enzyme 3 (gene Uba3). Gene Ontology annotation, molecular function: NEDD8 activating enzyme activity. The transcript is spliced from 2 exons. Gene Ontology annotation, biological process: protein neddylation. Lineage: Eukaryota; Metazoa; Arthropoda; Insecta; Coleoptera; Staphylinidae. The record is from RefSeq and is a predicted model, not a curated record. Bases 1 to 1338 code for a protein of 445 amino acids. Gene Ontology annotation, cellular component: cytoplasm; nucleus.
AUGGGUGAAAUAACAACGGAACAAAACCAAAGACACUGCGGUCACUUAAGAAAAGUCCUCGAACGUCCCGGUCCAUUUUGCCAUCCAGAUUUUGAACCUUCACCGGAUAUAUUGGACUUUAUUUCCAACAACUGCAAAAUUAUCGUCAUCGGUGCCGGCGGUUUAGGAUGCGAACUCCUCAAGGAUUUAGCCCUGAUGGGUUUUAAACACAUUCAUGUCAUCGAUAUGGACACCAUCGAGUUAUCCAACUUAAACCGACAGUUUCUCUUCCGCACCAAAGACAUAGGCAAGUCCAAGGCAGAAGUUGCAGCGAAAUUUAUAAACACCAGAGUGGCUGGCUGUCAAGUGGUGCCACAUUUUUGCAAGAUUCAAGACUAUGAUGAAACAUUCUAUAAACAAUUCCACAUUGUUGUAUGUGGAUUGGAUUCAAUUGUCGCCCGGCGCUGGAUGAACGGCAUGUUAAUUUCUAUGCUGAAUUAUGAAGAUGGUGUUCUGGAUCAGUCCAGUGUGAUACCAAUGGUUGAUGGUGGCACAGAAGGAUUCAAAGGAAAUUUAAAAGUUGUUCUGCCUGGCAUGAGUGCAUGCAUUGAAUGCACAUUAGAUUUAUAUCCACCUCAAGUUAAUUAUCCACUCUGUACUAUUGCUAAUACACCAAGAUUACCAGAACAUUGUAUUGAAUAUGUCAAAGUGAUACAAUGGCCUAAAGAGAAUCCUUUUAAUGCUUCAAUUGAUGGUGAUGAUCCUCAGCAUAUUACAUGGAUCUAUGAGAAGUCUACAGAAAGAGCUAAUCAGUUUAAUAUUACUGGAUUAACAUAUAGACUUGUGCAGGGAGUUGUGAAAAAUAUUAUUCCUGCUGUUGCUUCCACCAAUGCUGUUAUUGCAGCUGUUUGUACAACAGAGGUUUUUAAAAUUGCAACCAGUUGUUGUGUGCCAAUGAAUAACUACAUGGUUUUCAAUGAUGUAGAUGGAAUUUAUACUUAUACUUACGAAGCAGAAAAGAAAGAUAAUUGCCUGGCAUGUUCAAAUAUACCUCAGCAGCUUGAAAUUCCCGAUCCAUAUAAGAUGAAACUAAAAGAUCUCAUUCAAGUCCUAUGCGAAAGUGCAUCGUAUCAAAUGAAGAAUCCCGCCUUAACAACUAGUGUCAACGGCAAGAAUCGUACUUUAUACAUGAGCGGCAUCAAAAGUAUUGAGGAACACACGAAAGAAAAUUUGAACAAAUCGUUGGUUGAUUUAGGUUUGGAAGAUGGCGCCGAAAUAAUGGUGGCGGAUGUGACAUCUCCGAAUACAGUGGCGUUGAUUCUGAAAUAUUUAAACAAAGAUGCACCUAUGGAUAAUUAGAAUAUGUUAUAAUACGAACCUGUGUUAGUUUUAAAUUUGUAUUUUGGUAUUUAAUCACAAGACACUUAUUUAAUUAUU